Selaginella moellendorffii is the source of this 702-nucleotide messenger RNA. RefSeq lists its product as uncharacterized. The transcript has 2 exons. Bases 212 to 685 code for a protein of 157 amino acids. The record is from RefSeq and is a predicted model, not a curated record. NCBI's taxonomy places the organism in Eukaryota, Viridiplantae, Streptophyta, Lycopodiopsida, Selaginellales, Selaginellaceae.
ACCAGAGUUUUUAGUGCUCUCACUUUCCUCCGUUCCUUUCACCUCGUAUUUUUCUAGAUAGAAAAAACUCCCAGUACCACGACUCAACUGACCGAACUGACUACGUGAUUUUCAGGAAAGCUGCCGCGGCCGCUGUUUGGUGAGCCGCGUUAAGGGAGAAAGAGAUCUAUGCGAAUCGAUCGAGCGCCAUCAAAAGCAGAUCACAUCUCUCAUGCUGCCAGAUUACUCACCGUGCUCGCGACCGCCAGCAAUCCUCGAUCGAAACAGGCUACACAGUGACGAAGAACGAAUCUCUCUUUGUGCGAUCACGCGGCCGGCUACCUUACGGUGUACAACCAAGACAAACUCUUUACAUCGCGUCAUCGCGUCCCCCUUGGCUCCAUGGACCACCACACCCAAUGGGGGGGUUUUUAAACAAAACAAAGCGGGGGGGCCGCUGACGUGUCUGAGAGCCCACGUGGAUUUUCCCGGCAAGUGGCCAACUUGGCCGCGAAAAUGGUCAAAAUCUCCCCGUCCGCUACCUGGGCUUGCGCCACGUGGACGCAUUGGACGAAGGGAUGCUGUGGCCCAUGCCCGACUGUACACACGCGCCAAGGGGGCCCAUGUCCGUACUGUCCCAUAUGCUAGUACACGUGGGGACUGGGGGGGUUGGAUGUCCGUGUCGCGAUAUCUGAUUAACGACUAAUCUACUCUUUUAUCAUA